This is a messenger RNA of Odontomachus brunneus, 2232 nucleotides long. Its product is annotated as probable H/ACA ribonucleoprotein complex subunit 1. The record is from RefSeq and is a predicted model, not a curated record. NCBI's taxonomy places the organism in Eukaryota, Metazoa, Arthropoda, Insecta, Hymenoptera, Formicidae. The coding region runs from base 1161 to 1985 and encodes 274 amino acids. The transcript has 2 exons.
ACAAUGUUUCUGAUUGAAUCAGUAAAAGGAGUAUCUCGUCGAUGAUCCGUGAAUGCUCACUGAUUCUCAGUUCCCAUUUUAUUUGUUCCAUCUUAUAUCUCGCUGAUUUUGUCCAGUAGAAGGAAGCAAAGUUUCACUGCAAAAUUUGCAGCAUACAAAUUCGUUACACACGCCUUGAAACUUUCUGCGAUGAAAUGCAGUUAAAGGAAUGCUUAGCUCAUCCAGAUGAAAUUCUAAAUGUCGGAGUCAAAAUUUAUUGUUGUUUCUUCUAGUUUCUGCUAGUUUCUUCUAGUUUCUGCUAGAAUAUACAGGAUUUACAGUAGCAACUGUUUUAACAAUAUUUGCAAACAAAUUUAGGCGAGUAUGAAGACUAUAUAUUCGUUUGCCUCUUGUCGCUAUAAUUUUUUUUGUUUACCACAGUCAAUCCUUAUGAGAGAAGUGUGGCUUUAAUCUGGAUGGGAAUUACAGGGAAAUUUUCUUGCAAAAUUCUACAAACAGUUCAAAUAGAAAUUCAGUCUCUGUUAUCUAUAUUGCUCAAAUGCAGAACGUAUGCGACAUCGCAAUGUUUGCUUGUCAUUUAUCUAUCUUAGCUAAUUUCUCGUAUUCGGAUAAUCUUGCCUACGAUUGCAAGACCAUUCUCUCGAGCGUGACUCCAUUUGCGUGUAAUAACGCUGUCUGUAUUUGCACACAAACUGUGUUAAUAAUAGAAACAGUCGCCACUAUUGACAACCGAUUCUUUCAGCGAGAUUUUAUGACCGUACCAAGUGGAACAUUUCAGUUACAAGUAGAACAUUUCAGUGAAGAAUACACUGAUUGUACUUUAGAGAGCUAAGAAGGACCCAACGCGAAAGCGUUCAAGAGCGGGUGGGAGAGGGCGGAAGAGCUCUAAAUUAUCGGGUUCUUCCCCGUUAUGCGCGGGGAUGGCGGUUGGUUAAACCAGUCGAAACGGACGGCGACGUUAUGCGCGGGCCCCCUCCGUAUCCGGGCAUCCGGUAGUAGUCAGCCUCAUGGCCGGUAGCCCCCGUGGGAAAACGGCUUAACGCCGAACGGUUUUGCGCGGGAUAGCGGCACAAUCGGUCCACCUUAGAACCGUCGUUCCGUGGACGAGUGCGAUUUUCCGGGGAGUGGGCCAGCGAGCACGGGCGAAAGUGCCAGUAUAUAUGCCGCUGAUUGGCGCGAUGCAACUUCAGUGUGCACUCCCGAAGGCUACCAUGAGCACUUCGCAGAUCCUCGUGCUUCUCGCCCUUAUGGCGGCGGUGGCACUCGCCACCGAGACGAAGAAAUCCGACGGCAAUGCCGCCGUGGACUCAAAGGACGUCAAGAGCAAGCGCGGUCUGGAACUGAGUCUGGGCCACGGUGGUUUCGGUGGCGACGGUGGCUUCGGCGGACACGAUUUCGGUGGCUAUGGCGGAGGAUUUGGCGGCGGUUUCGGAGGCGGUGGUGGUGGUGGCGGCGGCGGCGGCGGCGGCGGCGGCGGCGGCGGCGGCGACGGAGGACGAAUCUCCGGCAUCACGAUCCACAGGGAAGUCUCGGUGCCAGUCCCGGUGCCUUACACCGUCGAGAGGAACGUGCCAGUGCCGGUGCCGGUCCCGGUGAAGGUCCCGGUAGACCACCCGGUCCCGGUUCAUGUACCAAAGCCUUACCCUGUCCCGGUAGAGAAGACCGUACCGGUUCCCGUGGAGAAACCGGUCCCGGUGCCCUUCAAGGUGCCCGUCAAGGUGCCCGUGAAGAUUCCCGUGCCGUAUAGCGUACCUGUUAAAGUACCCUACCCCGUGCACAAGGAGGUCCCCUACCCAGUCAAGGUCCCAGUGAUCGUUAAAGAGUCAUACCCAGUCUUGGUGCACGGAGGCGACGGCGGGGGCGGAGGCGGAGGCGGAGGUUUCGGACACGGCGGUGGCGGAGGUUUCGGACACGGCGGCGGCGGCGGAUUCGGACACGGUGGCGGAUUUGGCGGCGGUCACGAGCUCAGCUUCGACCUGCAUUGAUGAGAGUCUGGCGUCGAAACAUUAACGAUAUAUUUGUAUAUAAUGAUUACGUUUCUCUUUUUUACCUGUGCUGUCUUAGCAGAAUAAAUAUUAAAUUAUUAACACGGCGUUGUGGUGGCCUCCUGUGCCGAAACUCGGCAGCGUUUCCUUCCUUUCUCGCACCUUUUUCGACAUACACCUUCGUGGAAAGAUGCGCCGAUUCAUCCGCGAGGACUCCUCGGAAUCUCACCUCCGUGAAACGAGAAUU